This is a messenger RNA of Phytophthora megakarya, 666 nucleotides long. NCBI's taxonomy places the organism in Eukaryota, Oomycota, Peronosporomycetes, Peronosporales, Peronosporaceae. The record is from the annotation of a GenBank genome assembly.
AUGGCGUAUCGGCCCCAAGCUAAUGGAUCCGCCGAACGUAUGGUCCAGACAACUACCAGGGCUCUUAAGAUAUACGUGGAAGAUCUGGAUCAACGAGAGUGGGACGAGUGUGCGGAACGACUCACCUUCGUGAUCAAUACCGCGAGAGAUCGGAUCCGAGGUGAAACACCUUUCUACAUUAUACAUGGCUGGGAUCCUAGAUCCACCCUGGAAGUUGAGAUCCCGGUGGAAAGUACUCGCAAACACGAUCGAGAUCCAAGAAGAGAACAAGUGAACCAACGCCUAGGUGAAGCGAUCGCGGAUCGGGCCGAUAUGCAUAAUGAUCUAGCACGACCUCAUCCUGUAGAGUCUGGAUCAAGGGUCUGGUUGUACCUAGAUCGAGUGCGUGAAGGUUAUGCGAAAAAGCUGGCACACUUAUGGCAUGGUCCAUUCCGCGUCGCCGAGAAGAUCGCAGAGUAUGCUGUGACGCUAGAGGUAGCAGGAUCCGCAUACAGCAUUUUCCCGGUAGUGCAUGUGUCGAAGAUCAAACUGGUCAAGGCAUUCCCAGAUCGACCAAUAGCUUGGCUGGACGGAUCGGAAGAAGAUCGGGUGGACUUCGAUGAAGCGCUCCUACCUGAGGAUAGCUGGAUCCAAACUCGGGAUCCGGAUGAAUACGAAGUGGAAUGA